Orbicella faveolata is the source of this 4945-nucleotide messenger RNA. Its product is annotated as transient-receptor-potential-like protein. NCBI's taxonomy places the organism in Eukaryota, Metazoa, Cnidaria, Anthozoa, Scleractinia, Merulinidae. Gene Ontology annotation, biological process: calcium ion transmembrane transport; regulation of cytosolic calcium ion concentration. Gene Ontology annotation, cellular component: plasma membrane; cation channel complex. Gene Ontology annotation, molecular function: inositol 1,4,5 trisphosphate binding; store-operated calcium channel activity. The record is from RefSeq and is a predicted model, not a curated record.
GACAAUCUAGUGUUCCUUUGUGGCCAUAACCGCCACUCGGUGUAUCUUCACCGAACUAGCUGAGGCUGUCUGGAACUUGGGUCAAAUCUACCGUUCAUGGGUGACUAGGGUACGUUUCUUUGGUAGAAUACAAGAACGGAAUCUCAUGAGACACAUUUACUUCACGCCUAAGGAACGCCUAAAGAAACGGAAAGUCCAGAAAUUGAUCAUUUGUCUUGACAAAUUCGUAUACCUUGUUCGCCUGGAGAAUUUGGUGGGCGAUUGGUGUGUUGGCUAUGUAUAUUAAACAUUACAUUAAACGCUUUAAUUCACUCGGCCACUUCCUUUACUUUUUCCUCCAGUUUUGUGUCCUUGAUUCUUGUUUUUUAACUUCUUGCUUUUAUAUUUUUAUUUUAAAUUCAGCGCUGCGUUGUGAUGAAGCGUUUGAUCCAACGCUAUCUUCUCUCUUUGGAGAAAACUGGAAACCAGUUUGUUGCUCCUCCAGAGAGAUUGGACGAGGAAGAAUUGAAAGAUCUGAUAACUCGAUUACAAGAUGCAUUGAGAAGACGCGAGGAAAGCAAACAUGCUGCUGAUGCAAUUGAGAGACAAACGAAGGCGGAAAACAAAGCACAAGAACACAACAGACGGAAUGAAACUCCCUAGCGUCUGGAUAGCGACAUGAAAGCUUAACAUAAACAGAUUCAGGAGUUUUUACAUUUUACCAAAUGUCUUAACAUUGUAUUUUGAUCUGAUAUACGUGCAUGGUUCUAUUUUAACUCGACGCACUGUUUUAUUCUCUCCAGUUUCCAAGCAAUCCAUUUCGAUUCCUGGGAGACUCACUUCCAGCCUCGUUCCCAGGGAACGAGGCUCAAAAAGUAGUCAUUUCAGUCUCGUUCCAGAGAACGAGGCUAGACGAAAGGGAGAACCUAAGCUGUUUGUACAGUCAUAAACGUUAACGGGAAGAUGAGUUAUUAUUAGUCUUUAAACAGUAACAUGAUAUAUUUAUCUAUUGUGUUGUUCCUUGUCCGAGCUAAGGAUGCUCAAUCGAUAGUCUUAAAGUCGACCUGGUUAUUUCAUUCCAAAAACAAGUAAACACUUAGCUUCAUCGUCGGCAAAGGAGACAAAAUUAGGUUUGGUAUUUUAAAAUGAUUACCUGCUUCUUAUUAAUGAAAUGGUAAGCUGUUACGUUCCCGAAAUGCAUCCAAGUCAAACAAUUGUUCUUAAUAACGGUCUACAUUAUAAAAAUGCUAUUUUUUAACCUUCACUAAAGCUACACCCACAUUACGGCUCUUAAACUAGAGUUAUGACAUGACAAUGUCGUUUAUUGUGCUACUGAGAAGCCUUUCAAAAUAUUGUCUGGUGGAAUAAACGUAGCUGUAGGUAUUUUUUAAUCAUAGCAUAAAGGACAUUGAGACUGCUUUCUGGCCAGCCGUUAUUUUGCGAUGUAAUAGGAGUUAAUAAUUAAAUGUUGUGUGAGAUCGCAUGUGUUUGUUAAUUCAGUAAUUCAUUCGCUGUAUUGUUUACGACACGGUUAGCCUUCACAUUGCCCCAUUCAUGCAUGUAUGCAGUGCAUUCCAAGCACAUCUCAUUUCCUCCCAGCAACUGCAAACGGGAUUUUGUGGCCAAUUUACAUGUGCUGAACUAUUUAUCGAUUCGCUCUGACUGAUUCGCUGAAGCCACAUUUCAGUAGUGUUUUGAUGGGUUACUUAUCCUCUGUUUGCUAUCAAGGUUUACGUAUUGCACUUACUAACGUAAAACGUGCGUACGCUUUGGUUAAGCUUCGGUAUCGUAUGGAGAAAUUUUAAUUCCCGGUGUUCAAACAAAUUUAAUUCGUGCUAAACAUGGCGGCCCAUGCGCUAAUGCGUGAAAGGAGAACUUCGAUGUCGUUGUUUGACGUUUUGGAAGCAGCCAUGCCAGAGAUGCCUCUGUCGGAGGAGGACAACUUCUUUUUAGAAGCCGUUCGCCGAGGAAAUUUACUUCAAGUGAAAGAAUACUUCAGAGGGAGACUUAACGUUCUUGAAACCGAAGCAGAGAUAAUCAAAGACUCCAAACUAGGUAGUUUUGGUCUCAUCUUGGCCGCACAACAGGACAACUACGAUUUAGUGAAGUUUUUGUUAUCCCAGGGAUAUCGUAUCGAGGAACCCCAUUCCCGGUCUUGCGCGUGCGAUAGCUGUAACGCCAUGGGGAGCUUGGAAAAGGCUUUGUACCGUUUGAACGGGUAUCGAGCAUUGGCCAGCCCCGUGUAUCUGUCAUUGUCGUACCUCGCUGACUGUGAAAAGGAAGAAUUGACGAAUAAGAACUCGCGUACUAAUGAUCCUGUUCAUCAAGCGUUUGUUCUUAAUGGAAGGAUGGAGCGUCUGGCUAGGGAGGAAUACGAGUUCAAGAAGGAUUACUGCAAUCUGUCGACCCGUUGUGAGGAGUACGCGGUGGCACUGCUGAAUCUGUGCCGAAACAUGAAGGAGAUCGGCUGUGUGAUGACCAUGCCUUCCAUCAGGGGUCUGGCUCAUGUGCAAGUCAGGACGGCCAACAAGGCAGCGUUGAAACUCACUGUGCUGAACUUCGCCAUUAAGAACAAGAACGAGAGGUUUGUAGCUCACCCCUAUUCUCAGCUCAUGCUCAACGCAGUGUUAUAUCAAGACUUUGACGAGCGUUGGAUUUAUCGACGAACUAUCACCAAAGUUGCCUUUGUGCUGCUCUACAUGAUCUUUCUGCCAUUGUGGUCUGUUGUUUACCUCUUAACACCUCAUAACAAACUGUCCCAGAAGUUGGCUACUCCGCUGGCAAAAUUCCUCAGUCAUACCUGCUCCUUUUGCUGGUUCCUGGUCAUUUUGGUUUUGUCCUCGGUGCAGGACACGUUGGGAAUUUCACUACUGCAAGUUUCCUGGAUAGACAUCUUGACUGGUCUUUGGGUGUUAGGCCUUACCUUUGAGGAGGCUAAAGAGUUUUACAGACAAGGAAGAGAACGCUACUUUGCCCAGUGGUGGAAUUUUGUCACUAUUUUAAUGCUUCUCUUCUUUUACCUGGCGGGAAUAUUCUGGCUCCUGGGCUCAUCAGCGUUAUCAGUUGAUGACGACACAUAUUCACUGAAAUAUGUCGUUAGAAACAUCACAAGAGAUUCAGCUUUUCGCUUCUUGCUCCUUUCUAACAGCUUUUUCUCCGUGGCGUUCUUGGUAAGCUUUUUUCACCUGUCUAACUCGUUUCAAGUAAAUAGUGAUAUUGGUCCUCUGCAGUUGUCAUUAAUGAAGAUGUGUCAAGAUGUGGGCAAGUUCUUGUUGCUGUUUCUUUUGGUUUUCUUGUCAUUUUCCAUGGCCGUUCGUAAAGUUUACUCACAGUUUGAACAGAUCACUGACCUGUAUCCCGCCAAGACGAAAGAAGUUAGAGCUGCUCAUGAGUUCUCUGGGUUCUCAGCUGGCCUAAGGAAAUUGUUUUGGGCGUUGUUUGACAAGACAGACUUGGAAGCUUUUGAGAUAAAGUCAAGCACAUUCUAUGUUACUCAGACCACUGGCGAGACCUUGUUUGCCUUUUUCAAUAUCGUCGCCAUUUUGAUCUCUCUUAACAUGCUCAUUGCCAUGAUGUCGAACUCUUUUCAACAAAUAGCGGAUGAUGCUGACAUUCAGUGGAAGUUUUCUAGAACAGGCAUGUGGAUGCAGUAUGUUGACAAGGGAAGUGUCGUUCCGCCGCCGUUUAACCUUCUGCCCAGCGGGAAGUAUUUCAUUGAAUUCUGCAAACGCUGUUACGACAGGAUAAAAUUUCAAAAGAGAGAACGUUAUGAUGACCUGGAGUCGAGUGAAGAAGUGAUUGAAGAAGACGAGGAUAUGCUUGAGCGUGACAAAGUCCUGAAGAACCUCAUUGAUCGCUACUUUUUCAGUUCUCGUCAGGCAAGAGAUCGACGUCUGCUCAAUAAUGUACUCAAAGCUUUCGGAGGAAACAGUCAGGACGAAUCGUCGACCGCCAAGGACUCGUCACCAGCUUCCGAAGAACAAAAGCCGAAAACGUUGGGAUGGCUGAGUCGCUUACAACAAAAAUAAAAUCAUUUUUUUUGGUAGAGUUACAAAAAAUAACGUACAUAAUUCCUUUAGAUUCAAGAACUUGUUUAAUCAUUGGUUAUAAGGUAAAAAUAGAAGCAUCAUGUUGAGUUGCUCUCCAUCAAAGGGUUUCGUGCCAUUUGGCUCGUCUCAUGACCUGCUAUGUCCAAUUGACUACAUCAAGUCGACAAUGAUGUCCAUACUAUUUCAUUUAGAAAUUUUUAAGAAUUCUUUUAUCUUAAGCCAGAUUCACAUUGUAGCUUGUGACUGUUUGUUCCUUUUAGCUGCGCUGCUGUCCUUGCUUUUGGUGUCAGAGGGAGCGAGUUUUAUAACGUGUUCGGUUUUGUACAUGUUCACAGUUUCAAACGCGCAUUAAAAGGAAAAAUACCCUGAUAUAAUUUUCUUGUUUCUCUCUAUUAAUAUAUUUUUCUCGUUGGUUGAAUUUUCAUUAACCUCGUAGCCAUAUUUAUGCGUUAGGUGAAAAAGACGAUUAUGCAAAUUUUAAUCAAAAUGUUACUUGUGAUUAGUGGUCAAUCAAUUACAACGAAUUACUGAGAUAAUCUUGUUGCGAACAACAGCAAACGCGUCCUGUUCUCUGCUGGUGAGGGUUGUCCAAUACGCAGUGUAAAGGUUAUAGUCCGCUUCUAGCUUUGGAAAAUUGGAAUGCAGUGUCAUUAUCAGUGGUCUACCGAAUACGGAGCCGCCCAAGAAAGUAAAGACGACGGUGACGGCGACGACGACGACGCCUAGUCACAUUUUACCUUCGAAUUUCGCAAUUGUCUACAUCUGUUCAGUGUACUGAUGGCUCUAAAAUCGUGCUCAGGUGAAAUAUUUGCGAAUGGAAAUUCGAAUAAUUAGCCGUGUCGUUUGCGCUCCUCAGACUACGCAGAACUUGGUCAUUUCGCGUUGUUGUUUUACAGAGGACGGCAAAGAAAUGUGCA